AGUCCUCCGCUCUACCAACUGAGCUAUCGAAGGGAGACGUUCACUCCAGCCAGAUCUACUGGUUUUAAGGGCGUACAGUCACGUGUUUUUAUUUUUAGUGUGUUAUUCUAUAGCAAUUUCGACUGCAAGUAUUAAAUACUUCGCUAGUUAUGAUGGAUUUUCACACCAUUUAAUGCAUAGAUUUAGGUCCACAGACAUAUACGUAUUCACGUCUAUGCUUGUGCUGCUAACGAGGCUAUAGCUUCUCAGCUAAGCUAACUUAGCUUAGCUAAGUAACAUUACCUAAAGUAAACCGGUGUCGGUAAAUGGUAUCCUAUAACUGUAUAAUGACUUCUGUAUUAUCAAGUUUGUGUGGCACCAGACAGCGAUUCGGCUCCACAGCUGGCACCAUGGAGAACCUGGAGAAGCAGCUGACUUGUCCCAUAUGCCUGGAAAUGUUUACAAAGCCUGUUGUCAUUUUACCUUGCCAGCACAACCUCUGUAGGAAAUGUGCCAAUGAUGUUUUUCAGGCUUCAAACCCGUACUUUCCAACCAGAAGUAGCUCGUUGACGUCUGGUGGCCGUUUCCGAUGCCCAUCCUGCAGGCAUGAGGUGGUCCUGGACCGACACGGUGUCUACGGCCUGCAGAGGAACCUGCUGGUUGAGAAUAUCAUUGAUAUGUUUAAACAGGGAUCCAGCAGCAACAGCAAGCCGGCGCCGGAGCAGAAGGACGAAACGCCCAUGUGUGACAUCCACGAGGAUGAAAAGAUCAACAUUUUCUGCGUGAGCCACGGCGUGCCCACCUGCUCCAUGUGUAAAGUUUUUGGAGCCCACAAAGACUGUGAGGUGUCCCCCAUCAGCAGCAUCUACCAGACUAAAAAGACGGAGCUGAGUGACGGGAUCGCCAUGAUGGUUGGCAACAACGACCGGAUUCAAGGCAUCAUGAGUCAGCUAGAGGAAGCCGGUCGUGCCAUAGAGGAGAACGGUCGGAGGCAGAAAACGCUUGUGUGCGAGAAGUUUGACCAGUUGUACUCGCUCCUGGAGCAGAAGAAAAGGGAGAUGACUCAGAAGGUGACGGCUGAACAGGAAGAGAAGGUGGACUACAUUCGGAGCCUGACAAGGAAAUACGUCGACCACCUGGAGGAGAGCUGCAAGAUGGUGGAGAUGGGGAUUCAGACUAUGGAGGAGUCAGAAAUGGCUUUGUUCCUUCAGAACACAAAACCUCUCCUUCAAAAGAUUGCAGAUGCAUCCAGUAUGUCACACUUGGAUAAAGUCGAGCGAGGAUACGAGCAAAUGAAUCAUUACAGCGUUGAUUUCAGGAAGGAGCGCAAGGCCCUGCGGAGCAUCGACUUCGUCCGGGAUGACGAGGACGAGGACGAGGAGGAUGCUGCUGAUGCAGGUGAUGAGCAGAAAGAAGAGGCUCGGACUGAUUCUGCAGGUGUCGUGCUUCCUGCCCCUCCUGCAUCUCCUGCAUCUCCUGCCCAGCCGUCUGCCCCUCAGCAGACCUAGUCACCUUCCUCCCACGCAAACACCGCCAUCAAAAGACGGAGAACUCUUUCUCUUUGUUGAUUUCAAGUCAGUUGCGAUGCAUUUUCACCCAAACGGGCAGGAGUGCAGGAAAAGCCUGCGCUAAAGGAAACGCCUGAGCGGAGGAGGGUGGAUCUAAAGAAGGAAGGGCAGAGAUAUUCAUAGCUCCCAUAAGUCCACUCUGGCUGAUCUUAUUUCCUUUUAUCUCAUUAAUUAUGUAUGUUUUUAACUCCUCCUUUUCAUUUUGAGCAUAAUUAAAGACGGACUGUCUAUUGGCCGUUUCCAGAACUCAUCUAUCCAUUUUUCAUGUGGCUGACCUUUUGCAUCCCACAGCUAAAACUGCAUCAGACAGAAUAAAGGAGACGGAUUCAGACUUUUUGUGACCGUUAUGAUUUUUACGACUCAGAACAGGCGCAUAGAGAAAUAUCACGCAGAAAUUUCUAUAUUCAGGAAUUGUGUUAUUUUCCACUUUACAUGUUUUGUGUCAUUAAAAGUGGUUUAACUUCA
Molecule: messenger RNA, 2012 nt
Organism: Nothobranchius furzeri (turquoise killifish)
Lineage: Eukaryota; Metazoa; Chordata; Actinopteri; Cyprinodontiformes; Nothobranchiidae
Gene: trim55b
Product: tripartite motif containing 55b
Biological process (GO): protein ubiquitination
Cellular component (GO): cytoplasm
Molecular function (GO): zinc ion binding; ubiquitin protein ligase activity
Source: RefSeq, a predicted model, not a curated record